CCACUGUUGCAGCUCUUGGCGUCUUAUUUUGAACAUGGAAGCGGAGUCAAAUAUAUCAAUAGUCCAGGAAAAGAGCGAAAAUCCACCUCCUGUGUACUUAAGUGAUGUGGAUGAUAUAUCGGAUAUUGAUGUGGACGAUGUUGUGGACAAGCUGCACAAGACAAUAACAUCGAAACCGGUCUACGACGAGAAGAGAAGCAUAUUCAAUACAACGCUCGACCUAGCUGAUGCUGAAUCCACUUGUGAAUGCGCCAGCACAGAUGUGGAUGCUUAUGUCGCGAGCGUUGCGCAGGAGAAGCAGCAGUGGGAAUCCUUCGCCACCAAAAUCUUGCAAAAACCAAUUGAAGGGAAGGCUCUGGAAUCCGAGUACAAGCCGAACGAAGAGCAGAAAGCCUAUCUAAGUAAAGGACCAAGUUUGCAGAAUUUCAUACGGGGCUUUAGUAGCUUCAUGGAUGAUGGCAACGCGUUUAUUCGGCAAUAUGAGAUGAUGCAGGACCUGCAGGAGAAUUUAAAGAACUGCUGCCAGUUCGAUGAACUACAAAAACAACAGAAUUGCAUAUCAGAAGCCUUGGCUAAUGAUAUAUCCAUAAGAAAAUACAAUAUGUAGAGAUACUUUGUGUGA
This is a messenger RNA of Drosophila navojoa, 622 nucleotides long. It is a transcript of the gene Kmn1, whose product is annotated as kinetochore Mis12-Ndc80 network component 1. NCBI's taxonomy places the organism in Eukaryota, Metazoa, Arthropoda, Insecta, Diptera, Drosophilidae. The record is from RefSeq and is a predicted model, not a curated record.